Molecule: messenger RNA, 1257 nt
Organism: Juglans regia (Persian walnut)
Lineage: Eukaryota; Viridiplantae; Streptophyta; Magnoliopsida; Fagales; Juglandaceae
Product: proliferating cell nuclear antigen
Exons: 4
Coding region: 160-954 (264 amino acids)
Biological process (GO): mismatch repair; translesion synthesis; regulation of DNA replication
Cellular component (GO): PCNA complex
Molecular function (GO): DNA binding; DNA polymerase processivity factor activity
Source: RefSeq, a predicted model, not a curated record
CUAUACCUCUGACGCUAUAUAAUCCGCCCCGCAUUUCGACCCCGUCACCCCGCUCGAAAAUCUACCCGCCUUUUUCGUCACCAUCUCGGCAUUUCCCUCGCAAAGGCUCAAACCCUAACCCUAAUCCUAAUCCUAAGCCUAAGGAAAAAUCCAAGAAAGAUGUUGGAACUCCGUCUAGUACAGGGCUCGCUCAUGAAGAAGGUUAUGGAGUCCAUCAAAGACUUGGUUAACGAUGCCAAUUUUGACUGCUCGGCCACUGGGUUCUCGCUCCAGGCCAUGGACUCGAGUCACGUUGCUCUGGUUGCUCUGCUCCUUAGAUCCGAGGGCUUCGAGCACUACCGCUGUGACCGCAACAUUUCCAUGGGCAUGAACCUCAACAACAUGUCGAAGAUGCUGAAGUGCGCUGGAAACGAUGAUAUCAUCACCAUCAAGGCCGACGAUGGUAGCGACACCGUCACCUUCAUGUUCGAGAGCCCCACGCAAGACAAGAUUUCUGAUUUUGAGAUGAAGCUGAUGGACAUUGAUAGCGAGCACCUUGGAAUUCCAGAGGCAGAAUACCAUGCUAUUGUUCGGAUGCCUUCAGCCGAGUUUGCUAGGAUUUGCAAAGAUCUCAGCAGUAUUGGUGACACUGUUGUCAUCUCUGUGACUAAGGAAGGUGUGAAGUUCUCCACAAGAGGUGAUAUUGGAACAGCAAAUAUUGUUUGCAGGCAGAAUACCACGGUAGACAAGCCGGAAGAAGCAACAAUCAUAGAGAUGAAUGAGCCAGUGUCAUUGACGUUUGCGCUGAGGUAUAUGAAUUCCUUUACAAAGGCAACCCCUUUGUCGAGCAUGGUUACGAUUAGCUUGUCUUCAGAGCUUCCUGUGGUGGUUGAAUACAAGAUUGCAGAGAUGGGUUAUAUUAGGUUCUACUUGGCUCCAAAGAUAGAAGAGGACGAAGACGAGACAAGGCCCUAAAGUUUAGGUUUUAUGUAGCACUCAACUCAAUCUCCCCCCCGUGCACGCAAUUUGUCCGUGUUUUAAAACCCAGUUGAGAAUAUGUUUCUUAUACUUGGUUUUUAUAUCUUUGUGGGCAAUCGAUUGGCGGUUUAGAAGAAUUCUACAAAUCCGAUGGAUCUGUUUAUGUUUUGUGAUUUAGAUUAGGAGGAACUGUCGUAUGUAUUUUUGUUGGUUUGUAGUAUUUAUGGUUUCUGAAAAUUGAUCUCAAGUUUCGGAAAACUCAGAAUGAACAAGAAUAGAUUGAGUGGACUGUUAACUAUU